CAUUUCAGUCAACCAAAAACACUAUGGCUAAGUUUUUCAUGAACUAUUUUUCCUUCUUCUUCUUCCUCUAUCGACUUGUCUUUAAACCAUCCAAAAACCCCAAAGCUUUCCAUAGAACUGCAAGCAACAUUCAUGCAAACGAAGGCAAAUUAUACCACAAGUACCCAUCUUUUGCUCACAGAGCAAACCUGUCAAAGGACCAAACCCUGCUACUCUUCAACGUAGAAGAUGCAUUAUUGAAGUCGCCAUCUUUGUUCUCUUACUUCAUGCUGGUGGCCUUUGAAGCCGGAGGGCUGUUGAGGGCUUUUGUCCUCAUUCUUUCCUACCCAUUACUACGCCUUGUUGGCGAAGACAUGGGGUUGAAGAUAAUGGUGUUCGUUUGCUUCUUUGGGGUAAAGACGAAGAGUUUCAGGGUUGGGAGUGCUGUUUUGCCCAAGUUUUUUUUAGAGGAUGUGGCGGUGGAAACGCUGGAGGUGUUGAAGAAAGGUGGUAAAAAAGUGGGGUUCAGCAAUGUCCCUCGAGUGAUGAUCGAGAGUUUCUUGAGAGAUUACUUGGACAUUGAUUUUGUUGUUGGGAGGGAGGUGAAGGUGUUUCGUGGGUACUUUUUGGGUGUCAUGGAAGACAAGAAACAGAGCAACGCCGCUUUGGAGACAAUAAUUGGGAGCCAAGGGUUGGGAAUUUGUGAUGUUAUUGGCAUAAGUGGCUUCAAGGGAUCACUUCAAUAUCAUUUGUCUUCUCAUUGCAAGGAAAUUUACCUCGUGAGAAAAGCCGACAAAAGAAGCUGGCAACGCAUAAGGAGAGAUGAAUACCUAAAACCACUCAUUUUCCACGAUGGGAGACUGGCUUUCAUGCCGACCCCAUUAGCCACCCUAGCCAUGUUCAUGUGGCUCCCCUUCGGUAUCACUCUUUCCAUCAUCCGAGCCAUUUCCGGCAUAUUGCUUCCCUACAGGCUUUCAAUCCCCAUAUUAGCCUACACAGGGUUCCGACUCUCCCUCUCUCCCAACCCAUCGCUCCAAAGCUCAAACACACGUAAAACCAGAGGCCGCCUCUACGUUUGCAACCAUAAAACCCUGCUGGACCCACUCUACCUGUCUUUUUCAUUACAAAAGGAUCUCACCGCCGUCACUUACAGCUUGAGCAGGGUGUCGGAGCUGUUAGCCCCGAUCAAGACCGUGAGGUUAGCUAGGGACCGCGAUCAAGACAGCAAAAUGAUGGAAAAGAUGUUGAAUAAAGGGGACCUAGUUGUUUGCCCAGAAGGAACCACGUGUAGGGAGCCUUAUUUGUUGAGGUUCAGCCCUUUGUUCGCUGAGAUGAGCGAUGAUAUAGUUCCCGUUGCAAUGGACUGCCAUGUUAGCAUGUUCUACGGUACCACAGCGGGUGGGCUGAAAUGCUUGGACCCACUUUUCUUCAUCAUGAACCCACGUCCAAGCUACAACGUACGAGUCCUUGAUGGUGUAUAUGGGUUGAGCUCUUUUCUUGGUGGUGGUGAGAGAUCAAGGUUCGAUGUAGCUAACCAUGUGCAGAGUGAGAUUGGGAAGGCACUGGGUUUUGGUUGCACCAGGCUGACCAGAAGAGACAAGUACUUGAUCUUGGCAGGGAACGAAGGAAUAGUUAAUAAAUGCUAACCAAAUUAAUUUGCUCCAACCCGGCUAACAUAGUUUUAACCUUUAUUAUUUGUUUUGAAUUUCAACUACAGAAUAAUUCCUUCCAAAUCCUUAAAUAACUUUAACCAAUAAGUUGAUUAACAUUUACUUUUCUUUUCAUGAAAUAUAGGAAAAAGAAAAAAGGAUUGUAAGUUGUAGCAUAAACAUAUUUUUUGGUUGUAUAUUUAACUUAAUUAAUAGUAGAAAUAUUUUGCACCCUAGAUAGUGCUGUAUUCUUUA
This is a messenger RNA of Gossypium raimondii (Peruvian cotton), 1883 nucleotides long. RefSeq names its product probable glycerol-3-phosphate acyltransferase 3. Gene Ontology annotation, biological process: cutin biosynthetic process. Lineage: Eukaryota; Viridiplantae; Streptophyta; Magnoliopsida; Malvales; Malvaceae. Gene Ontology annotation, molecular function: phosphatase activity; glycerol-3-phosphate 2-O-acyltransferase activity. Bases 24 to 1625 code for a protein of 533 amino acids. Gene Ontology annotation, cellular component: membrane. The transcript has 2 exons. The record is from RefSeq and is a predicted model, not a curated record.